AGAAAUUUUGACGUCGAUACCAUGUCGGUACGACAGGCAACGAAUUACAUUCUCCCAGCGCUUAGGAAUAAAAAAACUGAAAACGUUCGUCUGAUCGCUCAUUCCCAAGGUUGUGUCAUAGCAAGUUUGGUCAUCAAGAGAUUAUACACGGAGUUGAGUUAUACAAAAGAACAAGAAAAUUUGAGUAAACUUAGCGUGCACACUUUCGCCAAUAUUUCUAGAGAAUUUAGAAACCCUGAAGGUCUGAUCAAUUGCAUUGAACAUUAUGCAAACAGACUUGAUCCGGUCUCGAUAAGGGGUGUUAUUAGUAACAUUAAUGACAAACGUACUAUAGGGGAAAUUUUUAUCAACGAUUUGAGGAACGGAGGUAAGGGUCACCUGUUCAAUUCGUUCUAUAGCCUUAAACUUGAAGACUACUGGUCUGCACGAGGUGGUGAACCUGUUUUGUUGAACCUUCCUGGAAAG
This is a messenger RNA of Funneliformis geosporum, 465 nucleotides long. Lineage: Eukaryota; Fungi; Glomeromycota; Glomeromycetes; Glomerales; Glomeraceae. The record is from the annotation of a GenBank genome assembly.